AAUAUAAAUUAGUAAAAAUUAAUUGUAUCAUUAAAGUUUACAUUUGAAAUAUUUGUCAAAAGUAAACUAUAAAUUUAUUUGUGUAUUGAUAAUUUAAACUCUAGUAUUGGCCCAAUAAAAAUUUAAUUUGUUUUCAAAAUAAAAACAAAACAAAGUAUUCAUAUAUUCUUCCCAUUCCGAAAGACUUGCAUCCCCCUUAAGGGUUAUUCCGACUGCGCCUCUGAUCGCAUUGUGAUAAACGGAAUGUAGCUACGACGCCCCGCUCAUAACGAAUCCGUACUUUAUUUCAGUGUUGAGCGGUCACUGUCUGGGAGCAGCCGAGGAUUUCAAGAUCAGAAAUUAAAAAAAAUUAAGCUGAACCUGCACCAUGAAGGCGUUUGUCUUUGUCUGCCUUCUGAUGAUGGGAUUGAUGGGCGUGGCCACGCCAAGGCGUCAUCAUAAAGCUCAGAGUAACAGACUCCCGGUCGCGCUUUACUACGAAGCCCUUUGUCCGUACUGCAUGGAUUUCGUCACCACACAACUGGGUCCCUCGAUGCUUCGAUUGGACCGCCUGCCAUACACAGAUCUCAAACUGGUUCCUUAUGGAAAUGCCAGGCACGACGAUGACGGAAACGUGGACUGCCAGCACGGAGUGAAUGAGUGCGAACUGAAUGCUUGGCAUGGCUGCAUCCUGGAGCAUCAUGAGAUUGCGGAAUCCCUGAAGCUGAUUGCCUGCAUGAUGCGAGGAAAGAAGAACCGGCUGGACAAGUGCGCUGAUCGCUACAAAAUCAACGUGGAUGAUGUUAAAAAUUGCAAGAAAACGCGGAAUAUUAACGACAUCUUGGAAAAGUACAGCGAGGAAACGGCCAAGGUUCCUUUUCCAGGGGUGCCAGCUAUUGCUCUGGAUAACAUAUAUGAUGAAAACGUAUCAGCAAACUUAACCGAGAAUUUUGAUGCCUUUUUUUGUGAGAGCUACAAGGAAAAGUUCAAUAAAGUACUAGACAACUGUCAAUAAAUAAAUAUGUAUAUCGUAAAACAUCGACUUAUUUUCCGGCCGUCGUCAACUUAGAAUCGUAAUGAAAAAAAUAUUACAAGGCAUACCAUUUUAAGAAACUACGUUUAUUUAAAUGUAAUCUAAAGAUGAGGCUCAACAAUAAAUCAAAUUAUAUGCAACA
Molecule: messenger RNA, 1154 nt
Organism: Drosophila kikkawai
Lineage: Eukaryota; Metazoa; Arthropoda; Insecta; Diptera; Drosophilidae
Gene: GILT2
Product: Gamma-interferon-inducible lysosomal thiol reductase 2
Molecular function (GO): oxidoreductase activity, acting on a sulfur group of donors, disulfide as acceptor
Source: RefSeq, a predicted model, not a curated record